Malus domestica (apple) is the source of this 782-nucleotide messenger RNA. RefSeq lists its product as uncharacterized. The record is from RefSeq and is a predicted model, not a curated record. Gene Ontology annotation, cellular component: nucleus; mitochondrion. Gene Ontology annotation, biological process: mitochondrion organization. Lineage: Eukaryota; Viridiplantae; Streptophyta; Magnoliopsida; Rosales; Rosaceae.
UGCAUAUAAAAUGAAGCGUUUGAGGGCCUUUGGGAGGCCAGAUAGGUUUUUCCGGACGCUUUUUCUUCAAAUUGUUAAGCUCUCGCUGAUAUAUUCGCUGCCAUGGCUCGCCGCUCAGGAGGUCGAUCUGCCCGCCCGGCUCCCCGUCAUGCACCUGCACGCAACCCUCCUCAGCCUGUUCGCCAAGCUCCUCCUCCAGCUCCAGCUCAGUCUGGAAGUGGUGGAUCUAUGCUUUCCGGAAUUGGAUCAACCAUAGCACAGGGUAUGGCUUUUGGUACUGGAAGUGCUGUGGCACACAGAGCUGUGGAUGCUGUGAUGGGUCCUCGCACUAUUCAACAUGAAACUGUAGUCUCUGAGGCCACUGCUGGUGCUCCAGUCCCCAUGGCUAGCAGCAUGGGUGGCUCAGAUGCAUGCAGUAAUCAGUCCAAGGCAUUCCAAGAUUGUGUCAACCACUUUGGAAGUGAUAUAAGCAAGUGCCAGUUCUACAUGGAUAUGCUGUCCGAGUGCAAGAAGAACUCCGGCAUGUUGAAUGCCUAAGCACACUACUUUCUUUGCCAUGAGAUGAAUUAUUACCCGAUUUAAACUCUGAACGUUUUAUUCAUUCCUGUGCCUGUCGUGAUGAUGAAUUAGUGGUCUAUUGUGGCGGAAGGAUUUAUAUAAAUCUUUGUAUGCAUGGUAGUACGUGCUGCGUUAAUUAGUACUUAUUUGAACUCGGUUUCUUGUUUCCGAGUAUUCAUCUUGGUAAAAUAAUGAUUUUUGGAGCUAUGCUGGUUUCCGUGUUA